GUAGUAGAGGAGGAGGAGGAGGAGGAGGAGGAGGAGGAGGAGGAGGAAGAAGAAGAAGAAGAAGAAGAAGAAGAAGAAGGAGAAGAAGAAGAAGAAGAAGAGGGAUAAUGGGAGAAGGAAAGGAUUUAUAACGACGCUACCGUCGGGGCCUGAAAUAACAGGAGAGAAAUGCACGUAGAGUGAAUCAGCUUCCUUUAAGCGAAUUUCCUAAUAGAUACAAGAAGCAAAUAAGAAAUAGAAAUAGAAAUAGAAAGAAACAGAGAAAGUAAGAAACGAAGAAAGAAACGGAGAAGGAUAGAGAAAAGAAAAAAAGAAAGAUAGAAAGAUAGAAAGAUAGGCAAAAAGAGAGAAAGAGAGAGAGAGAGAGAGAGAGAGAGAGAGAGAGAGAGAGAAAGAGAGAAGAGUAACCCGCAGUUACACCCUUACGCUCUUAUCCCUAAUUCCUUUGGACUUUUAAGUACAAAGGCAGUGUCUUCUCUCUUACUUUCGAGUGCGACUCCUCGAGAGCUUUGAGAAAAAGCAGAACCGAACGAAAGAGAGAAAGAAAGAGAGAGAGAGAGAGAGAGAGAGAGAGAGAGAGAACGGGCGCUCGCGCGCGCCGCCUUAUAUUCUCGCAACAGGAGAAGAAGCAGACCAUCUCUUCUUACGUGGAAAAAGAAGGUAGUGGAAGAAGUAGAAGAAGAAGUAGAAGAAGUAGAAGAAGAAGAAGAGAAAGAGGAGAAGAAAGAGGUGGUGGAGGUGGUGUUGGUGAAGUUGAAGAAGAAGGAGGAAGGAAAAAAAAGAGAAGUAGAAAAAAGAAGAAAAACAGGAAAACAUAGAGAAAGAGAGAGAGAGAGAGAGAGAGAGAGAGGAAAAAAAAAGGAAAAGGAAAAGAUAAAGGGAGGAUUGCCACGCCACGGUGUGGAUCCAACACUCAUGCCUCGUUCGUAGCAUCGAUAUCGUCGAUAAGAAGGUGACGAGGAGAACGGAACGAAACGGAACGGAACGAAACGAAACGGGGAAAAAAAGCGGAACGUAACGAAACGGAAGAAAUGGCAACGAAAAAUUUCUUCAUUCUAGGAAUACUCUUAGGGAUCUUGGAGAUCGUCUACGUUCGCGGACGGCUGAUUCGAUUAGAUAUCUCGAAUCCAGACGUAAUCGUUUCCACGGGCGAAAAGUUGACUAUAAGGUGUUUAACGGACUACGACGGCGAGACUACGUGGUACAAGGACAACGUGGCACUGCGUCAUUCGUCAACGAGGUUGCGGGUUAUGAAGCAAACGUUAAGAUUCAAAUACAUUGAGAUAGGCGACGCCGGUUCUUACGGUUGCUCAACCGAAACCGAUGAUGAUGAUGAUAAUAAUAAAACGAUCGAAUGGAGGAACGUUACGUUAAAAGUUGAAGAGGCUUUACAAAACGAUGGUUACCAUCGCGAGGAUGAUGGGAAAAUUGGUAAUGUUCUCGAAGGACUCGGACCGAGCGAGGAAACGAACGAGCUUGAAAUCGAGACGAGAAAUCUACCUGAGACGCGUUCGUUGCAUUUGGACAGCGAGAAAUCUGACGUAGAAUUGGACAACGAUAAAGGUGAAAACGAAAUGGCAGGGGAACAUAACAAAACUUUACCCGAUCGUCCGCCUUCUUUCAACAAAAGCGACGAGAUGCAUGGAAGUAUCGUAAAACCUGCUGGAAAUAUGUUACGACUUAAAUGUCCAAGCGUCGGUAAUCCUAGGCCUAACAUUACCUGGUUGAAAAACAACGAAGAACCUAAGAGAUCUCUUGGUACAAUGAUCAAAACAAAAUGGACAUUAAGACUGGAAGACCUCGUGCCCGAUGACAGUGGAAACUAUACUUGCAUCGUCUGCAAUCAUCUCGGUUGCAUAAAUCAUACGUUCAAGGUCGACAUUAUAGAGCGUUUCCCGCACAAGCCGUACAUCAACGAGGACUUUCCGAAGAACGUGACUGCAUUGGUGAACAGUAGCGUGAUAUUCAAGUGUCCAAUCGUGUCGGACCUUGAACCUUACAUACAAUGGGUCAAGGUAGCCGAAUAUCCCGGCGAUCAGGAGGACACACCAAAAGGGACCUUGCUCCAGGCUGGUAUCGCUGAAAAUCCUGAAGUAUUGAAGCUCUACAACGUCACCGAAAAAGACGAAGGAUGGUAUACCUGUAUAGCCCAAAAUACAUUAGGGGAGACAUUUAGCAGUGCCUAUCUACGAGUCGUCGAAACGUUGGAGGAGCAUCGUGUACCGCUUGCAGCGAGGCCGCAAAUCCUGGUUAACGUUUUGGCUGCAGUACUAUGCGUAUUCUUUGCCGUUGGUGUCGUCGUAGUGAUCUACAUAUUUCAUCGUUUGAAACGCGAGAAGAUGAAGAAACUAUUGGCUAUAGAAACUGCACGUGCUGCGGUUGUAACCCAAUGGACAAAAAAGGUUAUAGUUGAAAAGCAGAAAUUGGUUAACGCCCAGAACGUACAGGAACCAUUAUUAAUGCCAGUGGUCAAGAUAGAAAAGCAAAAGUCUACGGUAACUACGGAGGACAGUAAUGGCGGUAGUAUAUCAGAGUACGAAUUGCCGCUUGAUAGCGCUUGGGAAUUGCCGCGAGAACAAUUGACCUUGGGCAAUACACUUGGUGAAGGUGCCUUUGGGAAGGUCAUCAGAGCGCAAACCAAUACCGGGAAACCUGGUAUACCUAACGUCGUUGCCGUCAAAAUGUUAAAGGAGGGUCACACGGACGCCGAGAUGAUGGAUCUUGUAUCUGAGAUGGAGAUGAUGAAGAUGAUCGGCAAACACGUUAACAUAAUAAACCUAUUGGGUGCGUGUACACAGGGUGGACCACUUUACGUUGUUGUUGAAUUUGCACCUCACGGUAAUCUUCGAGAUUUCCUUCGCGAUCAUCGUCCAUCCUCUUCCGGUUAUGAGCCAACGAUCGGUCAAGAAGAAAAGGAACGAAAGACCCUAACACAAAAGGAUUUAGUGUCGUUUGCUUAUCAAGUUGCACGAGGAAUGGAAUAUCUUGCUAGUAGAAGAUGUAUACACAGAGAUCUAGCAGCACGAAAUGUUCUCGUUAGCGACGAAUAUAUCCUCAAGAUCGCUGACUUCGGUCUUGCAAGGGACAUACACUGUCACGAUUACUAUAGAAAAACGACCGACGGCAGGUUGCCUGUUAAAUGGAUGGCACCGGAGGCUCUUUUUCAUCGGGUAUAUACCACUCAGUCCGACGUAUGGUCGUACGGCAUACUGCUGUGGGAAAUAAUGACGCUGGGUGGCACACCAUAUCCAUCCGUACCCUCGGUCGAGAAACUUUUUCAAUUGCUGAGGACGGGACACAGGAUGGAAAAACCGCCGUGUUGCUCGAUCGAAAUAUACAUGCUCAUGAGAGACUGUUGGAGCUAUCAACCAAACGAAAGGCCGAUGUUCGGUGAAUUGGUCGAAGAUCUCGAUAGGAUAUUAACGAUAACGGCUAACGAGGAAUAUUUAGAUCUCGGUUUACCCCAAUUGGAUACACCACCGUCCAGUCAAGAAUCGAGCGAUGAUGCCGAGGACGAUGAAACCGGCGAACAAUUUCCGUACCUGUUAUAAAAUCUUUUCGAUUAAGGCUGACACGCAUAAAGGAAGAAAGAGAAAAAAAAAAAAAAGAAAGAAAAGAGCUCCGCGCAUGCUAUGAAAGCUGCGACGUUUAUCGAAGACGAGGAUAUCUAACCUCGACUUUUGACAAAACCAAAAAAAGUGAAAAGAAAAGAAAAAGAUAAAAAAAAUGAAUAAAAAUAAAUAAAAAAAAAAAAAAAAAAAAAAAGUGAAAUUAAAUGAAAUAAAAUAAAAUAAAAUGAACAAUUGCGAGAGCGUAAACGACUGAUAAUUAAAAAAAAAAAAAAAAAAAUAUGAGCACGCCAAA
Molecule: messenger RNA, 3864 nt
Organism: Vespa crabro (European hornet)
Lineage: Eukaryota; Metazoa; Arthropoda; Insecta; Hymenoptera; Vespidae
Product: fibroblast growth factor receptor homolog 1-like
Exons: 11
Coding region: 1032-3551 (839 amino acids)
Biological process (GO): positive regulation of cell population proliferation; multicellular organism development; protein phosphorylation
Cellular component (GO): signaling receptor complex; membrane
Molecular function (GO): ATP binding; fibroblast growth factor receptor activity
Source: RefSeq, a predicted model, not a curated record